Messenger RNA from Aspergillus piperis CBS 112811, 477 nucleotides. Its product is annotated as 60S ribosomal protein eL21. The record is from RefSeq and is a predicted model, not a curated record. Gene Ontology annotation, biological process: translation. Lineage: Eukaryota; Fungi; Ascomycota; Eurotiomycetes; Eurotiales; Aspergillaceae. Gene Ontology annotation, molecular function: structural constituent of ribosome. Gene Ontology annotation, cellular component: ribosome; cytosolic large ribosomal subunit. Bases 1 to 477 code for a protein of 158 amino acids. The transcript has 4 exons.
AUGGGUCACUCGCACGGUUUGAGAGCCGGUACUCGGUAUGCCUUCAGCCGUAACUUCAAGGAGAACGGCCAGAUUCGCCUGUCGACCUACCUGAAGACCUACCGGGUUGGCGACAUUGUCGAUAUCAAGGUCAACGGUGCCGUUCAGAAGGGUAUGCCCUACAAGGUCUACAACGGUAAGACCGGUGUCGUCUACAACGUGACCAAGUCCUCCGUCGGUGUCCUCCUCUACAAGGUCGUCCGCAACCGCUACCUCGAGAAGCGCAUCAACGUCCGCAUCGAGCACGUCAAGCACUCCCGCUCCCGUGAGGACUUCAUCAAGCGUGUCAAGGAGAACGCCCAGAAGAAGCGCCAGGCUAAGGAGCAGGGUGUCCACCUCCACCUGAAGCGUCAGCCCGUCAUGCCCCGUGAGGCUCACCUCGUCGAGGGUACCGCUGCCGAGACCAUCACCCCCAUCCCCUACGACACCCACAUCUAA